Molecule: messenger RNA, 507 nt
Organism: Miscanthus lutarioriparius
Lineage: Eukaryota; Viridiplantae; Streptophyta; Magnoliopsida; Poales; Poaceae
Source: the annotation of a GenBank genome assembly
AUGAACCAGCCCGUGCAGAAGAACACCCUCUACGUCGGUGGGCUGGCGGAGGAGGUGGACGAGAAGAUCCUGCACGCCGCGUUCGUGCCCUUCGGCGAGGUCAAGGACGUCAAGACGCCGCUCGACCAGUCCACGCAGAAGCACCGCUCCUUCGGCUUCGUCACCUUCCUCGAGCGCGAGGACGCCGCCGCUGCCAUGGACAACAUGGACGGCGCCGAGCUCUUCGGCCGCGUGCUCACCGUCAACUACGCCUUCCCCGAGCGCAUCAAGGGAGGGGAGCAGGGAUGGGCUGCCCAGCCAAUUUGGGCCGAUGCGGACACUUGGUUCGAGAGGCAGCAGCAGGAAGAGGAGAUGCAGCGGCUGCAGGCAGAGCACCGUGAUGCAAUGCAGGCAGCAGAGAAGCUGCACAGGGAGAAACUGGCCGCAGAGAGGGAGGGCGAGAAAGAAGAAGAGACAGCGGAUCCCAUGGCUGCCGCAGAGGCUCAGGCUGUGAAACAAAGUUCUUAA